UUAAAUUACCCCCACACUCUAAUGAUAAACCAAACCUCUUCAUUUUAUUCCAAAGUCAAGAUUCCAUGGAUCACCCGCCUCUAUCUCAACCCGUCGAUCCGCCGCCGGUGACCACCGCCGACGCCAUGGCUUCCGAAAUUCUACCGGAAUCUUUAAAUUCCGGCGUUAUGAAGAAGAAGACGAAGAAGAAAAAGAAGAAUAAAGCAUGCGUCACGGACCCUUUUGACCCUCAUUCUUCUGCUGCCUCUUAUUCAUCAUCAUCUUGUUCUGCGACGUCGGUUCCACCUUCAACUCAAAGGGGUAUUAGGGUUUCCACUGGUCGUCGGAACCCUAGAGUCAUCAUUAGCUCCGGUAGACAGAAAAGCGACAAUGUUGAAGCACUUGCACUUCCUCUCGGCAUGUCUAUUGCUGCUGUUCUUGCUCAGGUUUUGGAAAGAAAAGAUGCAGCCGGAGAAAAGAUGUCUGUGGAUCACCUCUCAGAGAUUUGUACUUUGGUUGUCCGAGAGUCUUUAGCCAAUGUAUUCGGUGAUCAGUUUGAGUCUUUCGUGAGGAACUUUGAGAAAUCGUUUCAUAGUACCUUGAUGACUCUCCGAUUGAUCAGUGAAUCCUCAAUGAACAGUGGAGUACAGCAACAUGAUUGUGCAGCAAGGACUUCUGUCUCAGAAAGAUCUGUGCCUUUUAUUUCUAACAGAGUAGAAAAUGUUACAUGUGAUCAUGACUUCGGUGAGUUCCAAUCGGAGUCAUUUCAGCAGAAUAGCUCAGAUAACGAACUGAGCAAUCAAGAAGAGAGAAGUGACGGGACAUGUCUUGAAUCAAUAGGUCAGCAGCUUACCCGCUAUGAUAGGGAAGUAAGGCAACAGUUGGCUUCUGCUUCUUCAAGCAUGAUUUUAUCCAAUACAGGGAUUAGCCAAUCUGUGCAUAGGACUUUGGAAAGAUCUCUCACAGAACAAGCUAGGUCGAAUGACCUCAAGACAUUUGAGAUUGGUCUUACAAUGAGGAAGUUGCAACUUAAAGAAAGGCAGCUGGCUCUCAGUUCUGAUGCUAACCUUUUGGAGAGGGUCAAACUAUCAUUUGGUUUCUCUAAAACGUCCUUCAAAACUGAAAAGUUCAAAAAUCAAGUAGAAGACUCAAAACAUGCUGAGCUACUUAAAACCUGUAUAGACUGCCUUGUUGCUGGUUUAUUCAUCAUGCUGGCGUGUCUUGGAUAUGGAACUUAUGUUUUUUCUCACAAAAGAAUUACCGAAGCUACAGCAUCCUGCACCCCUUCCAUGCAAAUUCACCUAUUAAGCUGUGGAACAAAAGAGAAGGAACUGUAUCAGGAGACUUGUUGUCCAAAGAAGUCAAUGAACACAAGUCUUGGUGGAUGCCCCAAUCAAUGUCGUCAUUCAAUUCAGGACUGCAACUCUUACGGUGUCAGGUUCAAGUUCUCAGUCGCAUGCUAUUUGGUGCUUUCCUGAUAUUGUCUAUAGCCUAUCUACUUCUCCAGCGCUCUGCAACUUCAAAUCAGACAAUGCCAGUUACUUUCAUUCUGUUGCUGUUGGGAGUUGGCUGUGGUUUCGCAGGGAAGUUUUGUAUUGACACCUUGGGAGGCAGUGGAUAUCGUUGGUUAAUUUAUUGGGAGACUUUAUGCUUGCUACAUUUCUUUUCGAAUGUCUGUAUCUCGACUUUGUUCCUGAUCCUUAAUGGUCCUGUCACAGUGUCAGAAAAGAGCAUGAGGGAUCGAAGAUUUCCAUACUGGAUUAGGAGAUCUAUGUUUUAUACCACAGUACUUCUUAUUCUCCCCUUGCUAUGUGGUCUGAUGCCUUUUGCUGGCCCCGGUGAAUGGAAAGAUCACUUCUCUUCACUUGUCCUGGAUGCUUUUAUCACUCCAGUUGAAUUCUGAGGAGUAGAGUGCAAGCUUAUAGCAUUAUCGGAUGAAACACUGUUUUGAUCAAGACCUGUCAAGGAAUUUUGACUAGUAGAAGACGAGUCUGAAGUAUCGGGCUUAAGGAUGAUUAUGUUUCUGUUUACAUGUAAAUUAUGAUGUAUCAUUAGGGGCUAGAUGAAGAUUUCCAAGGUUAUGGAUGAAACACUGUUUUGAUCUGUGCCUGUAGCGUUGUAUCAUUAAUUAAUACUCCAGGGUUAGUCUAAAUUAUGUGCAUCAUUAGAGCAAAAUGAGGCUCUGUGUUUACUUACUUUUUGGUUAAUAUAAUUGGGGGAAGCAGGUUUUGAGUGUUGUAAACAAAUUGCAGGAGGAUACAAGUAUUCUUGUAUUGAGGUAGGAUUACUUUUUAUUCAGUUGAAUUGAGUUAUAAGCUGUAGAUUGUGUUGAUUAACUGAAAUACCAGUUCUCUAUGAUUCAUGUUA
Molecule: messenger RNA, 2346 nt
Organism: Solanum pennellii
Lineage: Eukaryota; Viridiplantae; Streptophyta; Magnoliopsida; Solanales; Solanaceae
Product: protein CPR-5
Exons: 6
Coding region: 66-1457 (463 amino acids)
Biological process (GO): defense response; leaf senescence; trichome morphogenesis
Source: RefSeq, a predicted model, not a curated record